AAUGCCUGUCGACUCGCCUCGAAAGAACGUGAUAAUCACGAGACGAUGAGGCUUCUGAGGCCCCCUAUAUGCGCGCCAGAUACGGCAGGCUGCAGACAAAGAAUCAAAAUAUUGCUCCUCUCCCUGAUAGUUUCGUGCCAACACCCUCGACACAGAUCUAGGCCGACUGAUGCCUCUUUCCAAGCAUUUCAUUCGCCAUCAUGGCCAGUUCGGAACAGUCCGCCUCGAGGGAGGCUCUGGUGAUCGUGGGCUAUGUCGUACCGAUGGCCGGGAUGCUAUUGACCACGGGAAUGAGGUUGCUGGUCAAAAUUCGAGGUCACGAUGAUAGUUUCCAUAUGGAUGACUACCUGAUAAUGCUUGCAACAACAUUGGAAGUGGCAUACUCAGUGACAAUGAUGGCGUGUGGUUUGGGUCAUGGAUUUGGCAAACAUACCUCCACCGUCGCAGAGAAGGAUCUGGAAAUCUUCUUGAAGGGUGAGUAUGUUGCUAGUCACCUCUACAACGUCGGUCUCGCUUCGACCAAGCUUGGCAUCCUCGCCCUAUACUACCGCAUUUUCCCUGUGCAAUGGUUAUCAAGAACAGUGAUAGGAUGCGCGGUUUUCAUUUGCCUUUGGAUAACAACUAUUGAAAUCUUCAUGGGAGUGCUCUGUCGUCCGCUAGCUGCAUUCUGGAACCCGUCUGUGAAGGGUCACUGCUUUAAUUCUUCGGCCCUCUCAUACUACAUCAACUGCUCUAACAUGGUCACGAACAUAUUCAUCUUCGCCUUACCAAUCCCCGUCAUCCUCCGGCUCCGCACGAUCCUCACCAAAAAGAUUGCAUUGUGCAUUAUAUUCUCCAUCGGUUUCAUCACAUGCGCCAUCAGUGCAGCCAGACUAGCUUAUGUCUUUGCGCAGAACUCUAGUGACAUCACCUGGGAGGGUGUCCCCUUGGCUGUUCUAUCCGCUUUCGAAUCCUUUGGAGGUAUUCUCUGCGCUAACCUCCCGAUCAUUUACCGGCUCUUCCGCUCAGCCGCUCAGAAGAUGACCAGCCGUACUGGCAAUAGCUCGUCCGCCCCCAAGACACCUCACCGACAGUACGGAUACGGAUCGAACAUGUACGGCUCAAAGAGUGUUGGCCGAAGACCCCGCGGUGUCAGUGCGGCUGAUGAUGAACAAUGGAUCCGGCUACCGAAUGGCAACCUGUCCCACGGAACAACUCAUGAGACUGGGAAUACAAUUGUGAUCCAAGUACACGAAGGCUCUCACCCGGAGGAGAGUGAAGAUGCCUCGCCUUUAAUGUACCAUGCGGUUUAUCUUCACUUCGUGAAGAUCGUAGUCAUGCCCAUGUGA
Messenger RNA from Aspergillus uvarum CBS 121591, 1328 nucleotides. RefSeq lists its product as uncharacterized. Bases 201 to 1328 code for a protein of 375 amino acids. The record is from RefSeq and is a predicted model, not a curated record. Lineage: Eukaryota; Fungi; Ascomycota; Eurotiomycetes; Eurotiales; Aspergillaceae. The transcript has 7 exons.